AAAAUUUUGGGUGUCAAACGUGUGUCAAUAGUCAAGCCUCUGCGUCAAAUUCAUCAAUUAAAAUCAACAAAAUACAUGCCCGUACAAAUAAAAUUGUAAAAUAAGUUGAUAUUAUAGUACCUUCUUAUAUGUUUCAUGCAACUAAAAUUAUUGAUUAAAUAAUUAAUCUUAAUAUGUCUCGGCAAACUUCCCGUCUUGAUGCAAAAAAAGUGAAUUCGGAGCUACUUACACUUACGUAUGGGGCUUUGGUUUCUCAAAUGCUCAAAGAAAUUGAAAAUCCAGAGGACGUAAACAAGCAGUUGGAACGAAUUGGAUACAAUAUGGGCGUGAGGCUCAUCGAAGAUUUCUUGGCGAGAACUACGUCAACUCGGUGUUUGGAAAUGAGGGAAACCGCCGAUAAAAUACAGCAGGCUUUCAGAUUAUACCUAAACAUGCAGCCCACAGUAACAAGCUGGAGUAGCUCUGGUGAUGAGUUCUCGCUGGUCUGGGAUCAGUGUCCGCUCAGUGAGUGGGUUGAAAUGCCAAAUAAUGGUCUUAAAUAUUGUACACUUAUACCUGGAGCUAUACGCGGAGCUCUGCAGAUGGUACAACUUGAUGUGCAGUGCUGGUUUGUGCAGGAUCAACUUAAAGGUGAUGCUGUGACUGAACUCAGAGUAAAAUACAUAAAGAGAUUAGAGGAUGCUGUGCCGGCCGGUGAAGAUUAAAUAAUUACAACAAGCAUAGUAAUUAUUAUUACCUAAUAGUAUGCGCAAUCUAACUUGGCCAGACUGAAGUAAGCAACAAGUUUCAAGCGACAAAUACAAGAACCAAGAGAUUCAAGAGACUUUGUACAAUCGAUAAUGUCCUGGAGAACCAACUUCAACCAAUUCUCGCCAAGUAAUAUACAGGGUGGCCGGUCAAAUGAUGUCACAAAAAAAAAUGUAGGUCCGGUACGUUGGGGACUAUUCGAAUCACCCCCAUGUUUGUUCCGCCAUUUUGUAUAGUUUUGGAAUUAUGAUUUUUUUUUCGAUUUUUUGAGGAAUUUCGACAUGACCAUCUUAAAAAAAUUCUAAAAAUAAGCAAAAUACUUUUUUAGAGUUUUUUUUGCAACUGAUUUCUCAUGAGUUGUAUUUAUGCAUAAAAUAAUCAGCAUUCGUAGCUUUGAUAAAAUUUAUGAAAAUGUUGGUCUAAGGUAAAAAUUUAAGUUAGAAUUUUAACUAAAAUUUUCAACAUUUUAAAUUUUUUUAUGACGUCAACUGAUCGGCCACCCUGUAUUGCAAAUAAAGCAACUUUUUAAAUUAUUAUUUUAUGUGUACAGUCGUAUUAGAGCUUUUUAUAACCAAGCUUUUCCAGGAAGUACUACCAUCAUAUAAACCCAUUACCGGUCCACUACAGGGCACGGGUUUACUCCCACAAUGAGAAAGGGCUAAAGUUCCACCACGCUGGCCCAGUGCGGAUUGGUGGACUCCACA
This is a messenger RNA of Pararge aegeria (speckled wood butterfly), 1451 nucleotides long. It is a transcript of the gene Bet3, whose product is annotated as trafficking protein particle complex subunit 3. The coding region runs from base 174 to 704 and encodes 176 amino acids. Gene Ontology annotation, biological process: intra-Golgi vesicle-mediated transport; endoplasmic reticulum to Golgi vesicle-mediated transport. The record is from RefSeq and is a predicted model, not a curated record. The transcript is spliced from 4 exons. Gene Ontology annotation, cellular component: cytosol; cis-Golgi network membrane; TRAPP complex. Lineage: Eukaryota; Metazoa; Arthropoda; Insecta; Lepidoptera; Nymphalidae.